CGUCGUUUGACCGCUACCAACCAGUAUUAUAAACCGGUCUCUUAUUUGUCAUAUAAAAGAGUGUCUCUUGUGACGCAUUGCUCUCUGGGUGCGGGUCCUUGGAUUCUCACAAGGAGCCUCACCGCUUUGACUGCCUAUAAAGCGGAGGCACUUUUGGGCAGCCUUGAAAAUCUUAUUACAUUAAUACGUUCCUUGUUCCUUGCCCAUCUCUACGUUUCUUUCGCCUGUUAGCGUUGUUGAGCACUGUAGCGUUCUUGUUACCCUUACUUUAAUUCUCAUCUCCAAACAAGUUCCUUACUUCAUACUCACGACGGCAAUGACACUGGGUGACCAGGAGCUCGACUCAGUCGUACUAAAAUAUAUGAUGCAAGACUUCAGCCAACUUUCAUUGCGCAAGGUGGCCAGUUCAGCAAUGAGCCCUCAAGCAGACAACGAAGCCUCAGGCAGUCCAUCAGCAUCGACAAAGACUCGACCUGUUCUGGAACUAAGGAGGCCCAGUCAGGGAGCCGAAAGUUUAUUCUUUACAGAUUAUGAGAAGUAUGAUUGGCUAGGAUAUGGUAACCGCCACCGUUUGUCGAGGGGCCAAGAGCAAGCUAACACCAAGGACUUGGCGGUUUCUAACGAGAAGCCUUAUAAGUCAUUUUCGCUGUUCGAAGAAGCCAUGCCCGCGACGCCACGUCUCGAUCUUGAUCUCGGUCUCAAUCUCAACAGAGAUGAAAAAUGCUUGCCUCCGGAUAGUAACUACAGCCCGGAGGAUUUGGAUAUCGUCGGCAAAGAAAACAUUGACCCGAACCCUACCUCUAAGGUGGGCAUUCCUACAGGAGAUCAAAAGGCUGUGCCUCGACCUACCGCAAAACGCGCGGUAUUAUCCUCGCCUUUCGAACCUAAUCAGACCAACGCCACUUCAAGAGGCCUAUCUUCUGCCGAAUAUGAACCCACAAAAACAUCUCACGCAUCGGGGGUUCAGUGUUCAGUCCAACGCUCUUCUUCGAAGCUGUUCUCACCCUGGGAGACUUCGACGGAAGCUCCGCAGCAAGCUGUGGGAGCAGCUGAACAAACGCUGAAGCACGGUUUCGCACCUUUACCUCAUGGGCCGUUUUUCGAGUUGGAUCGUAGCGACUAUGGUCCUGGACUAUUGCUGCACUCGAGCGCCCUAGGGGAUCGGCGCCUUGACCUGUUUCCAGAGAGAACCGCUGGAGCCUCUACACGCCAUUUGAAGAUCUCUAACGUCUCACGAGACUUGUCCAUAUGGGCAGCACGCGAUGCACUCAAGAAAUACGGCGAUCUUAAAGGAAUAUUCACAGCGUAUCUGGAGAGAGAUGGCGUUAUCUUUAUCGAUUUCUUUGACAUCCGACACGCAAUGAUUGCCUCCAGAUUACUUUACUCGAACGCGACCUUUAAUUCCUCCGCAAUCAGCGUCCAGUUUGUUUCGAAGGCAGCCAUGGCCCAGGUUUCUCUGGAUGUCGCGAAGAACGACAAUGCGGGCAUUCUGCUUGUAUCUAUGGCAGCCCCGAAGUUGGGCGACAAUGAUCUCUUGCGCCUCCUGGGUUCAUACGGUGAUAUCAAGUCGUUCCAGGCGAAGUUGAACGGAUGGCCUCAGCUUGUUCUCGCGGAGUAUUACGACACCCGACGAGCCGCCGUUGCCAAAGAAAUCCUUGAAACACUUCAUAGAAAGAAGCAGAUCUAUUGCCAGGCGUCUUUCUACCGUGAUGACAAAGCAACAGCAGCAAGUGGUGCACAGUAUUACGAGCAACCUUCGCGCAACCACAGGGACAGUGCAGUAGUCAAUCCACCCUCAUCCCUGGAGAGACUUAUGACGGCCUCAGGAUGGCUUAUGUCCCCCAGCACACAUCAUCAAGCGGACUCUGCUAUUGCAUCCUCUCCCGCAGACCCCACGCUCGCAGAGUUUGUGCCACAGCGUCGCGGAUCGCCACCAUUGUUUCCUCCCUUGUCGGAUCCAGGCCUGCUUCAGCAGCCAGAAUCACCUCGCGGUAGCCCCGGAUGCAGACACUCAGACGAAGUACUCCCGUCAAUCGCCAGCAUUCCGUCACCCCCUUCUGCCAUUGUGGCGCGAGACAAUGUACUAGGACGUGUCUUUACUCCAGAGACUCGACCAAACAGCCCUCGGGCUUUAAGUUAUGCUGGCGCGGCCAUGUUCGGCGCAAAUAUCCAGUCAAUCAGCCUCGCAACCCUUUCUCCCGACGACAAGCGAACCACGUUUAUGAUCCGCAAUAUCCCUAACAAGUACACCCAACCCAUGCUCCUGGAGUGCAUCAAUGAGACCCACUUUGGCAAAUUCGAUUUUUUAUAUCUCAGAAUGGACUUCAGAAACAAAUGCAACGUCGGUUAUGCCUUUAUCAACUUUGUCAACACAGAUGUCGUGGAAUCGUUUAUCAAGGCGCACAUUGGCAAGAAGUGGUAUCGAUUCAAUUCGGACAAAAUCUGCAGCCUGUCUUACGCGACCGUCCAGGGAAGAAAUGCCUUGAUUGAAAAGUUUCGAAACUCUAGUGUUAUGGAAGAGGAUCCGAGCUACCGCCCCAAGAUUUUUUACACGAGCGGAUCAGACAUUGGGCAGGAGGAACCGUUUCCCGGGCCAACUGUGGCGAAGGACAAAGGCCAUACAAUGAUGCGACGUCGAGGUCAGCAUGGACGUCCAAGCGACUAGCGAUCGGAAGACAUUUGAUCCCUUGAAUCAAUUGCGCAGUUCGAACUGACGCUUGGGACGAUGCAAGGCACUUGCUUCUUUA
Gamsiella multidivaricata is the source of this 2747-nucleotide messenger RNA. Its product is annotated as RNA recognition motif 2-domain-containing protein. Lineage: Eukaryota; Fungi; Mortierellomycota; Mortierellomycetes; Mortierellales; Mortierellaceae. Bases 317 to 2665 code for a protein of 782 amino acids. Gene Ontology annotation, molecular function: RNA binding. The record is from RefSeq and is a predicted model, not a curated record. The transcript has 10 exons.